Galleria mellonella (greater wax moth) is the source of this 1842-nucleotide messenger RNA. RefSeq lists its product as uncharacterized. The coding region runs from base 82 to 1842 and encodes 586 amino acids. The transcript has 10 exons. The record is from RefSeq and is a predicted model, not a curated record. NCBI's taxonomy places the organism in Eukaryota, Metazoa, Arthropoda, Insecta, Lepidoptera, Pyralidae.
UUCUACAUAUCUUUCAGUAUCGUUUUAUGUUGUGCUAAAUAUUGCGAAAUAUGUCCCCAACACAUACUUUGCAAAUAUAAAAUGCCUGGACCAAGCGCCUCUUGUGAACGAUAUGAUAACACAGCCGUUCUCACUGAAAACGAUAUUAAUGAGAUUGUCAAUAGAAUCAAUGACCGAAGAAAUUUUAUUGCUCUCGGACUCUCAAAACUUCUCCCCCAAGCAGCCAACAUGAAAAAAAUUUUAUGGUCAGAAGAGUUAGCGACAUUUGCCCAACGUUGGGUAGAUCAGUGCGAUCAAUCUUUGCGUCCCGAUAAAGAGGAUCAGUGUCGAGACUUAGUGGAGGAAAAUGUCGGUCAGAAUAUAGCCAGCAUAUUAGAUCCAUCACCAAAUUUCAAUGUAAAAAGUUUUGUAGACAUUUGGUCUAUGCCAACAUUAGACUACUUUGGAAGCGUUUCAUAUUAUAAUCAAUCACGAAAUCACAAAACAUAUUAUUUUACACAACUGAUCUGGGCUGAUAGCGACAUGGUAGGAUGUGGCAGAGCCAGAUUUUUCCACCACAAACAAAAUACAAUGAUUGAAAGAUUAGUAUGUAAUUUCACACCAAAAGGAAAUAUUCACGGCAAACCAAUUUAUAACAUAGGAUACCCAGCUACACAAUGCCCAAUUUAUACUAGACCUGACAGGAAUUAUAAAGGUCUAUGCAAACGUUAUUUACAAGAAAACGUGACAAAAUUAACACCCUCAUCACCCCACCCAAGGGUGAACAGUUUACUCAGGAUAAUUAAUUUAUCAAAUAACUCAGUUAAACAAGAAAUAAAUCCUAUCCGCAAUGAUUGGAAACAUCUAAAAUCAAACGUUAACAAAAGCAUUGAACAAAGACAUCAAAAGACUAGACAUGUCUUAAAUAAUACGCAUGAAUCAAUGAAACAUGUUUCUUAUAAUAAUCGGAAAAAUAAUAUUAAUCAUUCUAGAAGUUCUUAUAUAAACACUUACUCCCAAGCGAGGGGGCAUUCGCGUCUUUAUCAUGGCUACGAUAUGCAUAACAAUGUAUACACCCUCUCUCAUCAAGAAAAUUUCAAAAAAUUUAGUUAUUCGACAGAAGUUUUUAAUCCAUAUCUAAAUCAAAAUUAUAAAAAACACAAUCAAAAUCCUUGCACACGUAAAAACAUGUACCCUGAAAAUUAUUCUUCAACUUGCGAGACAGUAUCUGAUAAAUGCACAAGACAAUAUGAAAAUAAUGAUUAUUUACAAUCUACAAAAUCAUAUGGACCAUCCACAGAUAUUUAUUAUGCUAUUAAAAAACCCAUAACUAUUAAAAUUAAAGAUAAUAUCAACAUCCGUAUUAACAGUCAAAAUUCUUUAACAGAAAAAUAUUUAUCAUUUGACGAACUAAUGCAUUUAAGGAAACUAGGUAUUACAGAUGUAGAAAACAAUGCACGGCGUAAAGCAAACGAUGCAUUGAGAAAUACCAAUAUAUCCACAACUGAAGUUACUGCUAAUACGCCAUUCUUAAGAAAAAAACAUUGCACUCGCAAAUUAACAUGCACCUGGACGGCAUCGAGCCCGACUGGAGCUGAUGGUUCUGUUAUUCCUGGAGGUAACAUUAUAGACCGAGGUUCACGUACACCACCUGGGUAUGUUGAUGGAUGUACUCGUACUUCAACAUGUACCAGAGACUUCAUGGACAGAAAUAAAAUGGCAACCGUAGGUGAAGAAAGCUCAGGAGAGCCAGAUCCAGAAAAUGAAGACUAUUGUGAAAGAAAAUCUCUUAAUAUCCAUAAAAGAAAGUCUGGUUUGAAACGCUACGCACCUAUUUCUUCAAAGCAUACUGAAUCUAGAUAA